Messenger RNA from Xylaria bambusicola, 1909 nucleotides. RefSeq lists its product as uncharacterized. The record is from RefSeq and is a predicted model, not a curated record. NCBI's taxonomy places the organism in Eukaryota, Fungi, Ascomycota, Sordariomycetes, Xylariales, Xylariaceae. The coding region runs from base 339 to 1505 and encodes 388 amino acids. The transcript has a single exon.
UCCCACAGCGACUGCUCAGAAAUGCCCAGUCGAUUACAGAAAAUCCGACGAACCCGUACACCAACUAGUGGGGCUUCAGUUUCCACCGCUGCUAAUGAGAACAACAACGGUACGCCAAUCAUUUGGUUCACCCAUAGUUCAAUUGCAUGUCCGAGCUUCUGGGGCCUUUGUAUUGAAUUCAUCUUGAUCUUACAAACAAAGCGAAACACCUAGUUUGUCCCAGUGAAGAAUAGUGCAACAUUCUAACUAACUCUUUUGGUGCAACAGCAUCCACCUAUCUGCAUGUUGCUUCUGACCAAACCUCGAAACUAAAGCUCUCGCCUACUUGGAGCGGCGCGAUGAAUCCCAUACGCUCCAACGGCGCAUCUCACGAUCCCCUGAAUAACUAUCGCGCAACCUCCACCAUACGGACCGUCCGAAGCUUCGACGCCUCCUCAGAUACAUCGUCUUCGGAAUCUCCGUCUGCACGGAAUAGUGGCUUUGCUAGCUCAGUGAACAGCAACAUUAGCGCAGUCUCGAAUACAUCACAAAUCCAACCAGACCCAAACCCAUCUAGGCCCAACUUAACAUCCAAGCCUUCUAAUCCCAACCUAGGAAGAUCCUACAACAUAAGCUCGCCGAUGUCGUCCAGCGAGGUAACCCUCAGGAGCAGGGAGAACGGAGCAGAUCACUCGCCAUUUCUUCAGAUCCCAGAUACAUCUGUUGGCGACGACCAUGCCUCUGGUCGUGAGGGCUCGCCACAAUGGGAUGGUGCUGUUGGAAAGGCUGGGCUCGGAAAGACGGGCAGGGUAAUAAAUAAGCUGGUAUCAGACAAUGAGGUCCUAAAGCGUGAUUUGAAGAUUGAGCGGCUAAAGGCGGAGGAGUCGAAACAGGCUGCGAAGUUGGUUGAAGACAAAAUGGAACGAAUGAUAUCAGACUAUGAAUCACGCCUAUUGGAAGCUAGUGUUACGAAGACCCUGCUAAGUCGAAAAGAACGUCAAGUAGAGCAUUUGCAAAGCUCUGUUGAACUAGAGAAGAAGCGUACCGCAGAUGCUCAAGAAAGGGAACGAACAUGGCGAGACGAGAUGGAAAGUACACGCCGUGAAACAAAGGUCCAAGUUGAAGAGGCCAACUCACACGCUGCAUUAAUGGAGGGCCGGUACAACGCCAUUUCAUCACACUGGAAAGACCAAGGUGAAGAAGUCAAACGUGCCAUGACAACCAUGGACGGACGAAUCAAAACGUUAGUCGAUGAAAGACAAAAGGAUGAUGAGAAGAUCAACGUUCUACGAGACCUGUGCGAUCAACAAGAUGUCAAUAUCCGAGACCUGCGGAGACAGAGGGACGAGAUAAGCAGGCAGUUUGAUGCCUAUAAACGUGAACAAGAAGAUGCCCUACGAGCUAUAAAAGAAAACGCACGCAAGAGAGAGGAAGAGCAACUGAUGACAAUAGAAGAAACCAAACAAGUGUUGGGUCAACUGAAAUGGGCACUGAACGUCAAGCGCAACGUGAAGGGAGCCGAAUGAAGAGGCCAUCUCGUCGACUCACGUCGACUCAAACAAUCCCGCUGGCGGUUCUUCUUCAUUGGUCUUAUGCGUGUUUGACGUCAUCUGCCACCCGGGACCCAAUCACUCACUCAGGACACGACUCAAUCUAUUUGGACUGCAUGGCUUCACCGGAUAGAACGGUUUGACGACUCCUAUGUCCCCUAAUAACCCUGGAUAAUUUGGUACAACAUCAUUGGUAUGGCGAAAGGCGUUUAAAGGGCCAAAAUGAACUUAAUGAUCUAGAAACUGUCCCUUGCUAGCCUUACUUGGCUGUGCGUAAAGGGCUGGCGGCACAGGGCUUAAAGAACGGGCAACUAAACGGAUGAUUGGGCAAAUCUAUGACUUGAAAUUGUACGAACAGCCACACUUGACAUUCGAUGAUU